AAACAUAUCAUCGACCGACCGCCGGAUACACAUGCCCGUCAGGUCGUCCUCUGUGAAUGUUGCUGCUAUCUUUAAUGUUUAUUUGUGUGUCUAGUGUUUCUUAUUAGUAUAUUGAAUUAUAAUUAUAUUGUAUAUAAUCUACCCGUUAGUUGUCGGUUAGAGGAUGACGGCCAGAGGAACACCGAGUCGCUUCCUGAGGUCUGUUCUUCAGAACGGAGUCGGUCGUUAUGUCUGUCAGCUGAAGCGAGUCUCCAUCAUCUUCUCUAAGAACGCUCAGAGCUCGCUGGGAGUCAGGGAGUUCAUUGAAGAGGGGGUCGUGGAUUAUGCCAAUAAGAACCCUUCAACUGUCGUGUAUGUGACUCCUCGGUCAUGCAGGAUACCCAAAAUAGUUGCAGAAUACUUAAACGGCAACGUGAGGGAAGAAAUCGUCACAUGCAAAACGUCUCCGCAGAUUUUAGAGCUUUUAACCAAGAUGACCAAUCAGUCCGGUCUGGACAUCAUCCGCAUCCGCAAGCCCUUCCACACAGACAACCCCAGCAUCCAGGGCCAGUGGCACCCAUUCACCAACCGGCCCCCGUCCAUCGGUCCCAUCAGACCACAGUAACAGGACGCUGAAUGAGGACUAACAAAAGUUUGAAGUCAAAGUUUGUGCUUAAUUCCAGAUUACUCUUGCAAGAUAUGUUUGAAGCUGUUCAAGUGUCUGCAAUCUAAAUUAAAUCACAAGUCCUCGUGGUUGCAGCAAUUUUCCAAUGUAUGUGCUGGAUGAUUCUGCAGAAGACCCGACUAUCGACUGAAUAUUUCCCACCAUGCCCUUCUGUCUGGUGGUGGCAGCAGAGCCACUUUCGCUGUGCAGAGAAGUGCACACAUUACCAGCUCUGAGUGUUGAAUAGACUUUACAUGAAUCGUCCAGAGGCUUGUCAGCUGGCAAAUUAAAAAGCAGAUAACUGUUUUUCUCAAGGUUAUUUGAAGACUCAUUGUAGUAAAGUGCAGCACUUCGGAGCAGAUGGAACUUUGUACGAAAUAAAAAUAAAUAAUAAUGUGCAAA
Messenger RNA from Sebastes umbrosus (honeycomb rockfish), 1045 nucleotides. RefSeq names its product mitochondrial ribosomal protein L43 (gene mrpl43). NCBI's taxonomy places the organism in Eukaryota, Metazoa, Chordata, Actinopteri, Perciformes, Sebastidae. The record is from RefSeq and is a predicted model, not a curated record. Gene Ontology annotation, cellular component: mitochondrial large ribosomal subunit. Gene Ontology annotation, biological process: mitochondrial translation. Gene Ontology annotation, molecular function: structural constituent of ribosome. The transcript has 3 exons. The coding region runs from base 164 to 604 and encodes 146 amino acids.